Messenger RNA from Phalaenopsis equestris, 980 nucleotides. RefSeq names its product glycine-rich protein 2-like. Bases 96 to 704 code for a protein of 202 amino acids. Gene Ontology annotation, molecular function: zinc ion binding; nucleic acid binding. The record is from RefSeq and is a predicted model, not a curated record. The transcript has 3 exons. Lineage: Eukaryota; Viridiplantae; Streptophyta; Magnoliopsida; Asparagales; Orchidaceae.
CAGCGGACUCCGUCGUCGAGUGUGUGCCUCUUUUUGGGGCGUCUAGGGUUAGGGUUUUAUUCUUUUCUCUCCUCUCCGGAUUUUCUGCGGAAAACAUGGAGCAGCUCUCUGGUCGGUCGAAGGGUACAGUGAAGUGGUUCAACGAGAUAAAGGGCUUCGGUUUCAUUACUCCGGAUGACGGUGGCGAUGACCUUUUCGUGCACCAGUCAUCUAUAAAGUCGGAGGGCUAUCGGACCCUUUCAGACGGCGAAGCCGUGGAGUUUGCGGUAUCUGAAGGCGAGGAUGGUCGGACAAAAGCCGUCGAUGUUACCGGCCCUGGUGGUGAUUUCGUCAUCGGAGGAAACUCCGGCGGCGGCGGUGGCGGAGGCGGCGGUCGAAGGGAUGGAUAUGGUGGCGGUGGUGGUAGAGGCGGCGGGAGGUAUGGUGGUGGCGGUGGUGGUUAUGGGUUUAAUGGUGGUGGGGGCGGUGGAAGGGGAGGAGGGUAUAGGGGUGGUGGUGGUGGCGGGGGAUAUGGCGGCGGGUAUGGUGGCGGUGGUGGCUAUAGUAGUGGCGGCGGCGGCGGCGGGAGGUAUGGUGGUGGAGGUGGAGGCGGGAGGUAUGGCAGUGGAGGUGGAGGUGGUGGUGGUGGUGGCGGGGCAGGAGAAUGCUAUAACUGCGGUGAGGUUGGGCAUUUCGCAAGGGAGUGCUCUGCGCCAAAACGCUAGUGAAUCUCUCUUGCUCUCUAUGCUAUUUUGGUUAUUGUCCCUUAAGGUCAAACUUACUGUUUUAUGAUCUGGGAUGUUCUAUCUGCGAGCUGCACUUUAUUUUGUUUUAAAGCUUUCUUUUGAUGGCCUAGAGGGUCCUAGGAUAUGGAUUUGUUUUCUUUGAAUUUGGCUUGAUUUAGGUAGGUCUGCUGUUUCGGCUAUUAACCUUGUAUGUUGUUUGGAAAGAAUGAUACAUUUUUAUUAUGCUUGAAACAAGUUAUACUUUUUGCUCUUGGA